Branchiostoma floridae (Florida lancelet) is the source of this 1410-nucleotide messenger RNA. RefSeq names its product BTB/POZ domain-containing protein 6-A-like. The record is from RefSeq and is a predicted model, not a curated record. Lineage: Eukaryota; Metazoa; Chordata; Leptocardii; Amphioxiformes; Branchiostomatidae. Bases 136 to 1410 code for a protein of 424 amino acids. The transcript is spliced from 4 exons. Gene Ontology annotation, molecular function: protein binding.
CAAUUUACAGCCUCCCAACCCAGGGUGCUUUGCGGCGUGCGUCCAACGUUUUGUCAACAAAAGAGCGUUCAGUCAUUCCCGGACAAGAUUUUAAAUACCUGUACCAAGUUUCAGCUGGAAAAGACGGCAGCUACAAUGGGCUCGGAGUCGACGGAGAGAGAGCGAGAGGCCGUGGGGGACCAUAGGGAAUUUGUGGCCAGCUUCGAGUGUUUCUACAACAGCUCCGACCUGAGUGACGUGGUGCUAGUGGUGGGGAAGGACAGAUACCACGCGCACAAGUUCAUGUUAGCCCGCCUCAGCGAUGUCUUCCGCACCAUGCUGACCGGAGAGCACUGGACAGACUCCUCCAAGGAAGAGAUCCAACUCAAGGAGUCCUGCGAGUGCGAGUCCGUCUUCGGCGACUUCCUUCGCUUCUUUUACUGCGGUAGAGUGAACCUUGACAUCGAGACAACGCUGCCACUGUUGUUCCUAGCCGACAAGUACGACGUGAAACCCGUGCGAGAGGUAUGCGACAAGUACAUGACAGGGCAAGUCAUGAAAGGAAACGUGCGAGCGGCUCUACUCUGGCUACACUACGCAAAAGUGUACUCCCUGACAGAGCUUGAAACGCAGUGUAUCGAAGUUCUCUCGCUACGGAUGACCAAAGCCAUGAAGACGCCCGAAUGGUUGAACCUGGACUUGCCGUACGUGAUAGAACUGUUGCAGAACUCUUCGCUAGUCGUGGACGAGGAGUUCGUCCUGUUCCAGGCGCUGCAGGACUGGCUGUUGGCGGAGUGUCGGGCGGACAAGGUGGAGGACUACCUGCCGAAGGUGAUGUCUCAGGAGUGGUGCACAUUCCUCGGCUUGCAGCUCUCCGACAUCCGUAAGUACCCGAACAACGUGAACGCCAUCAGCCUGGACGGACCCAUCCCCGUGGAGGCCAUGUUGAACGUGGUCCACUGGAACAUGGCGGUCCACCUGUACGCCGUCUCCGGUGCCAAACCCACCCGAAUCUACCCGGGACCGAACACCGUGCUACCUUUACCCCAGGUGUCCCCACCGGAGACCGCCGAAUGCUUGUCCAUCAAAGUCACUCCGCUCAAGCUGGCGACGUUUGACAGAGACGUACAGCUGUCACUCGUCUUGUACGACAAGGACAUGAACGUGGCGCGCGUCAUUCGGAACAACUUCCUUGUGAAGGGGGUCCCCGGAGCCAACAACUUCGGCGGCGCGCAGCCAGGGGGGUUCCGCUUCAGUCCUCCGAUCAUCCCGACCCAGAGCUCCUUCGUCAUCGAACAUAUCUUCGACCAGAAAGACCUGGGACAAGACUCUAUGUACAUCAAGGACGGGUUCUUGCACAUAGCGAUCAUCAUCAAACCCCGUCUGAUGGGGACCGGGUCGUCGGAGGGAGAGGCGUCGGGAACAGGCUAG